AUGUUCUGCCGUCGGCUGUUGCGAUGGCGGGCAUUGAGCACCCAUGCCCGAAACGUCGUCCCAGCCAACGUGGAACUUACUGCAGGAGCCUACGAGCCACCGCCGUUCGAUUUUGAGGCCAUCGAUGCUAUCAUACAAUCCAGGGCAAAAAAGACACAGCAUGAAAGCUCUGAAGUGGCACCUUCCUCGAUUACCACGGCUCCAAGUUCGACUAAGGAAUCAGGAAUCGUUCUGAAUAAUGACGAAAAAUCAUUGUUUCACUGGUUUCUCAGGGAGACGAAUGCAGUCAUCUUCGCUGCCACAGCCCUGGCGAAGAAGGGCAAGCUGCUCGCGUCAGAGCAACCAUCAGGGGGCACUUUCGAGAAGACGCAGGGCGAGUGGCUUUGCGAGCGCAUUGCCGAUCGAUUGCUGUCGUACAGUGUAGACAAUCGCAUCAUCGUGCUACAGCGAUCACUUGCAGGAUGGCAUCACUCCAGACAGCGCCAUUGGCACCGUUUGGCUAAAACGGCGUUGCGGAGUUGCUUCAUCAACGACGAAUUCCUGAAUGCGCAGCAUGCGGUCAAGAUAUGCGCUGCACUGAGCAAGUGGCGGUGCAGGGAUAUCGCGGAGGUGCGGCAGAAGCUAAACCUGGCAAUAUUGGCCGCUGAGGGAUGGAACGUCGACAAUGCGUCGCACGUUCUGUGGAGUCUUACGCAUCUAAGGGAGUUCGAUAUGAGCGCAUUUGACUACAUGAACAACGCAGUUGCUGCCGCACUGUCGAAGCCAGAUUUUGACGCGACGUCAUUGAUGGAUGACACCGUUCACCGAAUCCUCAACGCGAACAUCGUUAGGAUGUCACACACAGGCAGACAACACCAAGCAAUGAUCACCGUUCUAAGGGUAUUAAAGGAGCAGCCUCAUGCGGUCAGCCAUCUGAGUCCGAAAACGAUGCUGGCAGUUUCCGCAGUGAUGCCGCUCUGUUCGGAGAUGGGCAUCACGGAGCAUAUCGCGCGAAGGCUAUCGAGCUCCAUGCACCUCUUCACGCAUGUGCAGGCUGCUCACGUGUUUUACAACUUUGCUCUAGUUGCCCCCAGCCUUCCUUCGGCUGUAGUCGACCAACUCGUUGGGGCGCUCUUUGACUUCAAGGAGACGCUGUACAAGACCGAGGCGGCAUACGUACCCAGUCUGACAGCAAAGUUGCUGUUCACAUUCAUGACAUUCUUACGCGGCUUCGAUCAUUCUUUCAUCAGUAAAUGCCUCGCCGACCUAAAUGCCAACCUGCAUUUGCUUGGACCGUUCUCUUUGGUGGGCAACCUGCAAUACAUAAAGCUUUACAUGGACUCGUCAACGGGCGACCUUACGGAUCAGCAGUUAACCAGCUUGAAAAACACGUGGAGCAACAUGGUUAAGACGGACGCAUACGGCGAUUUUGUGAAGCCUCUCUUCGGCAAAGAUGGACAGGCUCCAUUAGAUAAUCUGAAGUUGUGGCAUUACGGUGCGCUAUACAGGCUCACAAAAUUGGGAUAUGAGUCGCUGAUGAGGCAAAUUGACGUUUUCAGAUGCGGCGUUGGUACCGACAAUGUAGUGCCGGCUAUGAAAGACUUUCUGCUCUUUCUUGUCAACGUAAGCGCUCGACGAGAACUAAUCGCGGACAGAAGGAUUUUGAACGCCAUUUUAAUCCUGGCUUCACAUCUGAGGAACAUGUCCGACGGAAAUAGGAGGGCGGAGGAAUACUGGGAGCCCAUCAAGUUUCAUCUGGCGGCUCUAGGAAUCCUCAACAUCUUUGAGCGGGAGUGCGAGGUCUCGUUGUCUAAUGCUGCUAACUCGGGGAACAAUGUACCGACUAUGACGGCAAUACGUUUAGCUAUGACCGCGGCAACCGGUGGGAGUGCUGACGACUCGUUAUUGGCGUGGUUUAGAAGUAAGGCACUUGGAGCCACCCCUGCGGCUGUCGAGAAAGAUGCGUUUGCAGUGCGCUACGUCAUGUUCAUAUGCCUCAUACACGGCAAUUCCAUCGCCUCUUUGCUAAAAAAGGCAUCAGAGCAGCCUAUAAUGAAGGUACUGACGCAGUCAUUCUAUGCCGGGGCGUGCGGGCCGCUUUUCAACUCCAGAAACAGCACCGACCCGGUGGUCAGUGAGGUUCUGGAAUACCUGAACGCCUCCGCUCAGAUACCUAUUGUACCGAUCGACAGCAGCGUGGCCCAUGCCAAGCUUUUCUUCACGCAAGAUGCGCCGCGACUUUUGCUGCCGCUGCUACCCGAAGUUGCGCUGGCCGAAAUGUGUUCCCAGCAAAGGCAAUACGUGGAUCUGUGGGACGUGGCAGCGUGGCUGCAGGAGGCAAAGCAAAUCGAUUCGCUGUGUAGGUACCUGGAAGGAGUUGGAGAGGCAAGACCGAUGAACAGCAGGACGGAGUUCAGUGAGCUUGCCAGCAAAGUUGAGCGUCCCCUCUUCGACGUCAAAAGGGUCCGGUGUAACUUCAACGUGGGCCCAUAUAUGUGCCACGUUGGUCUUUUCGGCGGCGACGACUCGCAUAUCGCAUUGUUAUUCAUCCACAUCCUCGGUGGCGGAUGCACAGCAGACAGACUUGCGGGGCACAUCUUUGAUGCCCAGCGCAGAAAGGCACUGGAAGUCCUAGGUGUGCAGUAUAUAGAGCUGGUAAAAUCGACAGAUUAA
Molecule: messenger RNA, 2652 nt
Organism: Babesia ovata
Lineage: Eukaryota; Apicomplexa; Aconoidasida; Piroplasmida; Babesiidae
Product: poly(beta-D-mannuronate) O-acetylase, putative
Exons: 1
Coding region: 1-2652 (883 amino acids)
Source: RefSeq, a predicted model, not a curated record